AUCAGCUGCGGGAGGUGGACUUCAUUCCUCUCCAGCGAGAGGUUGGCUGGCGUUCUUAUUCAACACAAGGGCGUCACUGGUGUUUGUCAAAGCGACUUUUUCUUCCUACUAAAUUCUAAUUGAAGGAGACAGUUCCCAACGGUGUCGCUCUGGCAACUAAAUUAUGUUUGAUAAUUCACAGUAUCCAUAUAAUUGUUUUAAUUAUGAUGGAGAUGGCUACCCCCCAUGUAGCUCUGAUGAGGAGAAAAAAAUAUGCAGACCUGCCUACAGUUACAUUGCACUUAUAGCCAUGGCCAUCCAGCAGAGCCCCGAGAACAGAGUAACUCUGUCAGGAAUCUACGAGUUCAUUAUGAAGAGGUUCCCUUACUACAGGUCCAACCAGAGAGCCUGGCAAAACUCCAUCCGGCACAACCUGUCUCUCAACAGCUGCUUCAUCAAGGUACCCCGCACAGAAGGCAACGAAAAGGGAAAGGGAAACUUCUGGACCUUUGCCUCGGGCUGCGAGUCCAUGCUGGACCUCUUUGAGAACGGGAACUUCCGCCGUCGCCGCCGCCGUCGCAACCUCAAGGUGGGCUUCCGCGAGCCGACUAACGCCUUUGCCGCCGCCGCGGAUGCCCCUCGGCCCCGGGACUCCGAGCCCUUCUGCCCCUCUGCCCCCUGUGACAGAUCAGGCCAGCUCAACCCGGCACUGAGCAAGCCUGAACCAGAGAUCAAGUUCAGCAUCGACUACAUCCUCUCCACCCCAGACCCCCACCCAGGGUUCAGACCCCCUCACGGCGGGGCUGCCGGACCCUCCAUAUCGCUCUUGGAGCCCCAGCAUCUCAACUUGCACUUCUGGACCCUGUGACUGUCCCCCAUGUCUGGAUAUUCAUCUCUUUAGCAAGACAAAUCUGAGGAAACAAAAUCAGAUGUGGGAGUGCACAGACUUGUGUUACGGUAAACACUGUAGAGAUGUACAGUAGACAUAUAGAGACUAUAUCCUGUGAGAAAACAUAUAUGUUCCCAUGCUGUGCUGAAGCUAUUAGUGCUGUUAGUGUGGGUGGUCGCCCAAUUGACCACAUAUAGACCGCAGUCAUUAAUGUAAUAGGGUAAGACAGACACAUUCUUUUACUGAUAGUGUGGUUAAAGAGCAGUCCUGGAGCAUAGUUAACUAAUGUUUUACCCUACAGUGUGGUUAAAGAGCAGUCCUGGAGCAUAGUUAACUAAUGUUUUACCCUACAGUGUGGUUAAAGACCAGUCCUGGAGCAUAGUUAACUAAUGUUUUACCCUACAGUGUGGUUAAAGACCAGUCCUGGAGCAUAGUUAACUAAUGUUUUACUGAUAGUGUGGUUAAAGACCAGUCCGGGAGCAUAGUUUCAUUCAUGUCAUCUCACCAUGUUCACCAUCAGAAGAACAUGGUUACUAUCAGAAGUAUCACUGUGUCCAGCAUCAGGGCAAAGCUCUAUUUUGUCCCAAAAGUCCUAAAUGUUUAUCUCACCGACUAAAGCCCAAAGCAGUCUACGGGAUCUAUUCAUUCUUAAACAAGGUAGUUAAACAUGUUCAUACAAUAUGUAUGUAUGUAGUCAUCAAUAUGUUGUCAUUGGUAUCAUCACAGAUCUACUAAAUUUACUAAAAUACAGAAUGGUGACAAAUUUAUUAACAUGCUCAAAGAUAAAACGGUUUAAGUCAGGACAGUGGGUCUUAUAUACACAGAAAGACUUCAGUGGAAACAGAAAAUUACUUUGUAAAAUGGAGGGAUAUGAUAUGAGACAUUGUUAUUUUCAAUGACAAUGAUAGGGAAUAUGAGACAUGUUGUUUUCAUUCCGUUUUAUGAGUUUUGUCAAAUAACAGCCACAUUAUGCAAUGCAGCCAGCUUUAUUUUCAGCUAGGCUCUGUAGUGUCUCCUGGGUGUUUCUUUCAGAGUCUGGACAUUUGUCUUGGAGAUGUGUUAUUGCAGUUCCUUAAAAAAAAACACCUUGUAUUAUGAAACACUGAUAGUAGUGUAGUUAUGUCUGCCAAGAAGGAAAAAAUAAUAAGUUGAAUAACCACCAUGUUUAUGUUUACACCAGGGCUUAUCUCCAAACACCAUGAUGUUUACAGCUUAUGAGUAGGCCAAACUGUUCUGAUGCGCAUUAAAUAUUGGUGAUUUAUUUAAAUAAGUUAUGUCAAAAAUAAAGCUAGGUAACACUGUGGUCUUGUUCCUAGAGGAUUUAGAUGUGGAAUUGGGUGGUUCUGCAAUGAAAAGUUGAUACAACUGAAUGUUCAGUUACGGCAUCACAUUUGUAAAGGAAGUGUGUAUUUGUUGUAUUAUAAACAGUUGUUUGAAACGAUGUAUGUACCAAAGACCAAUGUUGGGGCAAAAUUGGUUUAAGAGCAGAUAAUUGUGAGUGUUUGGCAUGUGUGGUCAAAACAAUCAGAAUUCAAAUAAAUGAACACUGUUUCAGUAUAAAAAAA
Molecule: messenger RNA, 2433 nt
Organism: Clupea harengus (Atlantic herring)
Lineage: Eukaryota; Metazoa; Chordata; Actinopteri; Clupeiformes; Clupeidae
Gene: foxl3
Product: forkhead box L3
Biological process (GO): regulation of transcription by RNA polymerase II; anatomical structure morphogenesis; cell differentiation
Molecular function (GO): DNA-binding transcription factor activity, RNA polymerase II-specific; RNA polymerase II cis-regulatory region sequence-specific DNA binding
Source: RefSeq, a predicted model, not a curated record